AACCCAGUCGUCGCGAUUGCUUAAACCCGAGAAGACCGAAAGGAACACCACGCUGCUGCUGCACGCUGCGGCUGGUUUUUCCUCUAUUAUUUUGCACUAUUUAAUUUAAAUUUCACGAUUCAUUCACAUUGCUUGGCCAAUGUACGGUACGAAACCGCGUCGGAGAUAAAUUUCGCAAUGAUUUAAUAAUUGUUCCGGGAAAAGUUUGACUCGACAAAGUUCUCGAAAAACGAAAUAAAUAUUAGUCAAUCGCAGGCCACUACGAAUAGGCAGAGUGCAACCGCGAUUAAUUAUUCGAGCGAAAAAAGGGGGCGAGAAAAAUGGGUAGUUUUCAGUCAUCGCAGCAUGGCCGCGAAAAUCGCAACGAUGAUGAUGGUGGUGGGGUGGAAACGGGUCAAGAACAUGAAACCGAUGUUGGUAGCAGCCGUUCAGAUACGAUUGUCAGUGAAAGUUGUGCAAUAAUAGACAGUAAAUCAGUCGAUCACAUGAUAAAUCACGAAACUCAGACUGGAAAUCGUGUGACUAGUGAUGGUUCAACUCCAGAUAGCUGUGACUCGUGUGAUGAAGGUGAAAGAGAACGAGAGUUAGCCGAGUUCCGAGAGGAACUUAGCAAAAAACGUGAACAGAGAAAAUCGAAAAUGGCUGACAUCAAACAAGAGAUGGAUCACUUAAGAAGGGGUCUGGCAGAAGAGAAAGCCAAGAACCGCGCACUCAUACGGUUCAUUCAACAGAAUCAACAGCAAACAAAGGGAUCAUCGGAAGUCAUAACAAGCGGCGUCGAGGAAAUCGUAAACCAACCAAUGGAAACAUGUCACGAUGACAUGACUACGGAAAGUCACCCAGAACAAAGCGAUUCUAUGCCCAUCUACACCACCACAUCGGAUGAUAUACGCCUCGGAUUAAAACGCGACCUGGCUGAGUCACAGCUGCAGCUUCAGCAAGCCAACAGCGAGAUCCUGUCGCUUCAGUCCGUGAUUGACCAGCUUCGAACGCAGAUUCAAUCUCUUCAGACACCCAGCGAAGAAGAGGAAGCUGCCCGCGCUGCGCGAAAUAAAGAAUUUCGCCAUCUACAGGCGGAACUUGCCGAUUCACAGUUCCAGCUGCAGAUAGCUAACGCGGAAGUGCUCUCGCUCCAAAGCGACAUAACGCAGCUGAAAAAUCAAGUCAAAGGACUGAAAGACGUCAUCAAAGCCGGCAAAGAGAUCAUCAACAUCAGGGAGGACCAAGUAGAGCAACUCAAGGCGAAGUUGCGCCAGAUCGAGGACUCCCUGCACGAGCGGGAGAUGCAAAUUAUGUCCACGGAUCUACGCCGCGAGUACGAACGACAAAUGGCCAACAUCCGCAAUCUGCGCGAACUGUACGAGGAACGGGAACGGGUCUCCCGGAUGGAGCGUGACAAUCUGCUGCGGCAGCUGGAGCUGCGCAAAAAUGACCUGGAAGCCGAACAGGAAAAGAACAAAAAUCUCGAAUCGCACGUCGCCAGCCUGCAGACGGACUUGGAAACGAUGAAGAACGAGCUCGUUCAAACACAGGAAAAACUAAGCCAAUCCACGUUGGAGUCCCAACAGCUGCACGCCGAAAUGACCGUUGUAAAUCAGUUCAUCUCGAAGUUUCUACUGGGAAUGAAUCGCAAACAGACGACCAACAGCGUUAAGCUGGACAAGCUGACAGAAGUGCUGGCCGAAAAUCGGGGCCUGUUGAUCGACAUGGCCAAAGAAGAGUCGGAAACCAUCGAUCUGGGAGCGUUCCUGCCGCGGGCUCUUUACGAUCUGGUGGCCGAAGUGGAUGAAGAGCCUGCCGAAUCGGACGAGAGCGAGUGCUCCCAAGAAGAUGGGGCAUUUAGCGAGAUGCAGACCGCCUCUCCGGAACAGAUUGCUGAUAAGUUGCCAAAAGUGUGGCGAGUGCUGAUCGAGCUGGUGAAUCACCAGGAGAGAGUGCAGCAAGUUCCAUUCGUGGAAAAUGGCGAAAGCGAAGAAUGCUUCAAGAAUGAACAGACAAAGAAUGGAUCUAAAACAGUGGUUAGCGUCAGCAAGACAUAUCUUAAAUUGAAGGAUCUGAUUAUAGAGAAAAAAGCUCUCAAGAAGGAAACGAAUCGUUUGAAGACCCUUAAUACCCACCUGGAGCGUCGUUUGGAAACUCAGGAAAAACGUCUCAGUGCCGUAAGUUUGGAGUUGACCAAAACUUGGCAUUUGGUUGGCAAGAUGCAGCGCCAACACCGUCAACUACAUACUCAGGAGCAAAUUCUACGCUAUCAUCUGCAACAGAAAAGACGGCUCCUCAGCGAGCUGAAAGAGGAGCUGGAAUACUGUCGUCUGAAAUGGAGCGCUGCCCGACAGAAGAACAUCGAAUCCGAAGAUCAGUGGAAAAUGCUUAAGGCAGACUUUGCUGCGCGCAAAAAGCAAGACUCGUUGAAUAAUUCAGGCGAAAGCGGUUACAGCGAUGAGCAACCGACCGAUGACGAGGACGAAGAUUACCUAAAUCAGGACAAACUAUCAAAGAUGCACUUCAACAGGAUGGUCAAUUUCGAACGAUGUAGAAGUGCCUCAUUAACGAACGUUCUGCAGGUCGCGCUGGAUAUAAGAAAAUGCCAUAGUGAAUCCGAUAUGAAGUCGUUGAAUAAUGUGGAGAGAGCGAAUCAAUUUUGCAAUGAGAAGAUUGAAGAUUUGCCGAUAUUUCCGGAGGAAGCGAUCGCCUGUUCUGUGAAAAAGAAAGCGAAAAAGUUGAAGAAGAAGAAGGAAAAGCGAACUGGCCCAGAAACAGCAGAAGAUAUGUUCAGAAGAUUGGCUGGAUUGGAGCUGGAAAGUAGCGAGGAGGAAGAUGAAGUAGAGAUAGAAGAUGAGAUUAGCGAAAAUUCCGAAUGUUCAGAAAUCGAGAAAAUUGAACAACGAGAAUCAAGUCCGGUAAAAGAACCGGAAUUAAGUAGUGAGGAGUUAUUCAAUAUGAAACGGGAAGCACGAUUAAAACGUAUGGCUGAACUAAACUCAAGGUUGGAUACAUAUUCAAAUCCAAAUUCAGCAAAGGAAGCUGAGAGCAGUGUUAGUGAAGUGGAUCAGGUUGAAGCCGGUCCAUCAAGAGUACUCACCAGCACAGAAGAAGAUUAUCUGCAAAGACGAGCUGCCCGAUUGGAACGUCUUGAAAGGGAAGCCAGAGAAUUCAGGAACAAACUCUCGCGAACUGUGAACCGCGGGAGUGCUAUUUCUGCUCAAAUCGACGAAAUUCACAACGGAUUUAUUGCAAGACAAUCAGAGUCUCCUAUCCCUGGAAGCUCCUCGGAGAACACAACCACCCCUCCCACGACACAUGAGAAGGUUUCAUCGGAUUUUGCGGUCUUGAGUGAUCGCGAAAGGGAAUAUACUCAGAGCAGAUCUGAUCGUUUGCAGUCAUUGGAAAACCAAAGCCAAUCAUUGCUUCAGCAAAUGAAUCGAACUUUGAAUAGGGGCUCAAGACUCACAACUCAGCUGGACAUGCUUCAUUCCCGCUACGGCGGUGGUGAUCAGAACGAUUCAAAUACGUCGACAGAAGACACCGUUGUUCACCGACAGGAACCUACCACAAGUAAUAUUCAAAAUACCGAACAAAACUCGCUUCCAGAUCCAGAAACGAUUGAUUCUGUCCUUCUACAGAACUCUAUUGUAAUACCUGCAAAUGGCCCUUUGGAGUUGAUUCUGGUGUCGGAUGAAGAAAUUUUGGAAGAAGUAGAUGAGAUCAUGCCUACCCCAAGUAACGCUACCUCAAGCCAGGAAGAUGGCCGAGAAGGCAACGAUCUCGAUGAAGUAGCAUAAAUUAUGUGUUAGCUACUAAUUAUAAUCAUAAGAAUCUCUAUUUUUACAAUAAAAGCACUUUGUCAAAAGACAUGCCCACCAAAAUGUCGUCAAACUUAGAUAUGUAGCACAUUUCAAUUAUUCACACUUUGUACCAAUGUCGAAACUGUUUCUGUGUUAAAAACUGUGUAUUCAUUUAUAACUCUCGAAGGGACGAAAUAAAUGAUUUGAAACUGCA
Molecule: messenger RNA, 3999 nt
Organism: Armigeres subalbatus
Lineage: Eukaryota; Metazoa; Arthropoda; Insecta; Diptera; Culicidae
Product: restin homolog
Exons: 6
Coding region: 321-3782 (1153 amino acids)
Source: RefSeq, a predicted model, not a curated record